Gloeophyllum trabeum ATCC 11539 is the source of this 603-nucleotide messenger RNA. RefSeq lists its product as uncharacterized. Lineage: Eukaryota; Fungi; Basidiomycota; Agaricomycetes; Gloeophyllales; Gloeophyllaceae. The record is from RefSeq and is a predicted model, not a curated record. The annotation marks the transcript as partial. The transcript has 2 exons.
ACUCCAGUCUACCCAGUCGGCACCUCCUCUCAAUGCCAAGCCGUGCAGGAAGCCCUCGGCUGGUGCUACGUUGUCGCCGCGCCCUCCGCCGCGCUCCUCUUCUACUUCCGUAUCACUGCCAUCUUCGCCUUCCAUCGCCCGGUCGUCUUAUUCUUCUCCUUCUUGUGGCUCGGGGUCGUCGCCGGCGCCUUCACCGUACCCUUCUCCGUUACCGUCGCGCAGAUCGGCGAGACGCGGCGGUGCGUGGACGUGGACGUGGCGAGCUACAGCUCGUCCACGGUGAUUAUCAACUGGAUCAACGAUACCCUGAUUUUCUCGGCGAUUACGUGGAAGCUGCUAAGCUCGUCGAUGGUGGAGCAGACGUGGAAGGGAAGGAUGCGCUCGUUCGUGUCCGGCGCGGGGUUCUCUGAGCUCACCAGGGCCGUCCUCCAGGGCGGGCAGAUGUACUACCUCGUGACGGUCGGCUUCAACAUCGUCACCAUCAUCGGCCUGCUUGCGCCCAUACCGGCCACCUUCCACGCGCUUUUCACUGUGCCGAACCUCGCGCUGCAGAACGCGAUGGCGUGCCGCGUCUACCGGCAGCUCAAACUCGGGAUUAUCCGU